This is a messenger RNA of Owenia fusiformis, 3949 nucleotides long. The record is from the annotation of a GenBank genome assembly. NCBI's taxonomy places the organism in Eukaryota, Metazoa, Annelida, Polychaeta, Sabellida, Oweniidae.
GUUAAUUAUAAAAUAACUAUUUUUAAUUGCAAUUUAAAUGUCACAAUUCUUUUAAUUGUUCUAUUUUUAAAACUAGUUGAUGAAAUUAUAUCUUAUAUAUUAUUAGCAGAAUGGUACACUGACAUUCACAAGAGGACAAAUUCAAUUGAAGAAUGAAACACUUUCAUAUUAUUCCUUAAAUCUUAAAAGUCAACAAUAAUGAAACAGAUACUCAAAAUGCAACUGUUGUUUAUUCUCUGGAAUCUGUUAACAAGGACAUCUUGGACAAUUCCAUUUGGAUCAUCAGGCUAUGAUACAACACCACAGAUAGCCAAUAAUAUAGACAACCUGUCUUCAGCAAUACAUGAGGAAGUACAUGCUGAAAGCAAUAGAGAUCUCCAAGAAUCGGAAUUUGAAAGGAUGGAUAAUACUCAAGAUGUAACUCGGGAAUCAUUUGACAUUGAAGAAAAUUUGAAUGUAAUAUCAGACAAACCUGAUGAAUAUAUCAAUGGAAGCAUUCAUGAAGAAAUUGAAAGUAAAACUAUGGAGAAUGAUGGCGAUGUAAAAGUGGCCCAUACUGGCAUAGGGGGCAGUUCUACAAAUUCAAACACUAUUUAUACUGAGUAUAACAAAGCCCAGAUCCAAGAAAAUGGUGAUGUAUCUAAUGCUAUUGACACUACAAGCAAUGAUUUUGAUGAUGGAUUUAAUGUUGGUAUUACCAACCCAAAUAAGGACCAUACCAAUGAAGCAGAAAUUGAGAAUAAUAUCACUAACAAUACCACAAAUGCUCACUUGAAUAGUGAUACUGAUACAAACAUGACAGAAGAUGAAAUUCUUGAUGGAAACAAUAUUAUCCCAAAUGAUGCUCAACCAGCUCUGUCUAUUAGCAGGAAUGAAAACAAAGAUGGCCUUAUUGAUGCUGAUACUCAUGAAAACGAGGAGCACACAUCUUCCGGUGAUAUCUCACCUGUAAUUCCAGACUACCCAGAUGAGGGUAUGCAAUAUAUGGGUGAUAUAAUGAGACAAUUUAUUGACUCUAUUGAGCAUAAUUAUCCCAAUAGAAUUAACAGUAUGAAUGGCAAGAUUGAAGGUCCACAUGUUGGGGUUAAUCAUGCUCUUGAUAAGAUCAGUGGUGAAAAGGACGAUUCUGAUGAUGUAAAUAAUGAGAUAAAGGAUGUUCAGGGAGAGGUUGGUAGCUUAAAUGAAAAUGAUGAUGAAGCUCCUAUGGAAGAAAUUGAUGGGUCCCCUGAUGUAACAACAGAGACUGGUGAUACUACCAUUGAGCUCACUACAUUACCCCACAAGAUAACAGAGAAUGGUACAGCUUGGGUAAAUAAUGAGGGUACAAUUCCUGAUGAAGUUCAAGGUCAAAAUGUUGACAUGGGAGAAGAUAUGAUCACAGAAACUAAUGAAAUAACUGGAUUUGAUACAGACAAAAAACAUGAGACACCAAAUCAUAAUGUGGUUGGUGAUGUCUAUGCUUCAGUGCAUCCAAGAAAUAACACAGGCUACAAUACUCCCCCUAUGAUACAUUUCAUAUUUGAGCAGGUCACACCUGAAUCUGUUCCCAGUACAGACCAAGAUAACACAUUAGGGAAUAUUAUAUCUGAAGAUAUGUGGAUUGACGAUAUAAGGGAGGCAGGUGUAGGGGUACUUGAGGAACAGAAACUCUACUCAGAGCAGACCAUCGGUGAUUAUACACCUGUCACAGGUAUUAUCAAUGCAACAUCUGUGGACAAUUAUACCAGCUCAAUCAAUGAACAAAUAACUGACAACUCUACAGAGAAUCGUUAUAAUAAAACAUCCAAUCUGGAUAGCCCCGGGCAGGAUAAUCAAACCAAUGUUGAUGAUUUUGAUGAUGACAGGCAUAUCAAGAUUGAUACCACAUAUGUUGUUAGUGUCAUCUCCACAGGCAAUGAUACUGUUGCUGAUUAUAGCAAUACCACUCUCAAUGGGAAUGUUACUGGUAAUGGGACUGUUAAAUCUGAUUUUAUUGGUUUCCUCUCAAAACACCAGUUUAGUUGGAUUGAUAUCAUUAUUGCUACUGUGUGCUCUAUUGGCGCUGUUUUGUUCAUUGUUCAAGGGAUUUUCUUCCUCCAUUUUUGUGUUACCAAAUGUCGCUGCCAUCUAGCGAAGGAUUUCACACCACACCAACCACUAACUCCCCCUGGUGAGCAAACAGCUCAAAGUGUCUACACUGUAAAGAUGGACAGUGUUAAGAUCAAAUCUUCUACUCACACCAGCUAUAACAAACCCAAUCGACAUAGGAGACCCAAGCAAUCACAUGACACACUUUUCCAGUCAGGAUCUAUGGAUUCUGGGAGUUCUACAACCUCCUCAGUUGGGACACAAUACGAAAACACAGAUGCAUUUGUUGCAAGUUUUCUGAGCAGUGAUCUCAUUGUAGAAUUGAAUGAUCGUGAUAGCGCAUGUACGGAGAUCAGUGAUGGCUUCACUUUCAGUCGGGAUUUUCAACUCCCCGAAAUCAGCACUGAAUUGUGAACAUCUGCAUCACUAUCAGGCUAAUAUAUCACAUCAGUUCAUUCAAGUUCUGCACUUUCAGAAAAAAAAUUCAUAAUGGUAACAAAAUAUUUCACUUUGAUUUAUGUAUUUUACCAUAAUGUGUAAAUAUACUCAUGAAUUAUGAAAAUAUUGCCAAUUUCAUAAACAUUGGGAAUUGUAAUUAUGAAAUUAUAAAAAAAAUACUCAUCAUGUGGCUCUACAAUAAUAAGAAGGUGUACAACCACUUAUAUCUACAUGUAGUUAAAACUAUUUAACACAAUUAGUCAAUUUUUUUUUUAUUUACUAAGCUGUCACAUAAAAUGCAUGAUUGCCUUUUGUCAGCAUACAAUGGAGAACAGGAAACAUGGAGUACUAGUUCAUCCCAUCAGAUCAUUAAUUGGACAAUUGAGUGCAAUGCUACUGCAUAUUGGGAAUAUAAUAAAUUAUACAUCAAGGGCAUAUCUAUUGAUUAGACCUGUUAUGUCAGCAAGAAAAAUUAGCUGUAAAGUACUACCAAGGGCACAUCCGAUUUUAGGUUUUACUAAUUGAUAAACAAUAUUUUACCCUUUGAUUCUAAGUUUUGAGUGUAAUUCUUCCCUACUCUGACCAAGAAUGAGAUAGCCAGCUAUUAAUGGCAGGAUGGAUUGAUUUUUGAACUUAUAGAUAUCUUUUCUCAUGGAAAAUAAUGAUACAAUAUAUAUACUGUAACCCAAAUCAUCAUUUUAAAUAAUGCCUGUGGAAACAGUGUAAAUUGAUUUAUCUUAUCUAUUUCACGUUUCAACAUAGAAUUUUGCAUUUUUUAUUAUGAGUAACUUAUUGAAAUUAGUUUUUUUGUAAAAUCUUAUUCUUAUGCAUGUUAUUUAUUGAUAUCAAUGUCUUUUAAUUAAAAUAAUUAAAAAUAUGGCCUCUGUGGUUUAUAUUAGAGUCACAUACAUUAUUUACAUCAUUGUAUUAUAUCGGAUAAGUCAAUACAAUAGAAGGUCUUUCUUACAUACAAAUAUCCCUUGCAAAAAUAUAAUUAUUACUUUUGAGAGAGAGGUAAAUUAAAGAAUAAAAUCAUAUUUGUUUGUAGUUAAACAAGAAUAUGUAAUAUUUUCAGUAUUUGUAUUUUAUUUAUAUUUGAUCAACAUAUAAUGAUGCUUUUGUGAAAUAUUUGUGAAUGUGUAGUUUAAUGUAAGGGAUAUUCUUGUGGCGAUCAUUGUAUAUCAUGGGGUUAUGAGUAAUCUAGUCUGAAUAAAGGAUUCUUUCAUUUUUGUAAGUAUUGUUUAGAAUCUCUUGUAUUGUAAUUAGAGUUUAUCUUGUACGAUAUUGCAUGUUUCUACUUAAGGUCAGUUUGGAUCUUGUUAUAUAGGUUUGUUUUGAACUGCUAUCCUAUACAUGUACAUAUACUAGGCCUAUACAUUCAUAGACUAUAAUGUAUAUUGACAUUUGUAAUUUUGUAAAAUAAUUUUUCUAAUGUUGUAUAUAG